Messenger RNA from Seriola aureovittata, 2133 nucleotides. It is a transcript of the gene ubtd1b, whose product is annotated as ubiquitin domain containing 1b. The transcript has 4 exons. The record is from RefSeq and is a predicted model, not a curated record. NCBI's taxonomy places the organism in Eukaryota, Metazoa, Chordata, Actinopteri, Carangiformes, Carangidae. Bases 921 to 1640 code for a protein of 239 amino acids. Gene Ontology annotation, molecular function: protein binding.
UGCCCUUUCACUGGAGCAGGAAGUGCUUUUGUAAUGUUUUUGAACAAUUUUAGAUGAAUUACUACCAGUAUCAUUAAAAAUACUAUAAGCGUCAGAGACAACGUCGCUGUGUGUAAUAGACUUCCGUUGGUACUGAACUUAUUUGCAACGUCGCCCAUUCAUAGUUGUCUUAACUCCUGACGUAGGGGAACACAACACCUGCAUGCGUGCUUACGCUCAGGCGUAAAAAAGUUCGGUGGUGCUAGCUCCGCCGCUAGUCACCUUUCACCAGCAGAGAGGGAAGUAAGGUUUUGGGGGGUUUAAAGACAAUGAUCUGGAGACAACGUCAAAGAAUUGAAGUUGUCCACCGAGGGCUUCGGGAAACUGUAACUACCUACCACAUCUGGGAUAAACUCAUCGUGCGGGGAAAAUGGUCACGAGUGCGCGGAAGUUUGUGUUUACUGAUGUUGUGGUAGCUAGCUGGCUGGCCCUGUUAGCUUGUUAGCGCAGAAGGUGCGCGCUGCUUGCACUGCUGGACAUCAAGAUUUCCAACUAACCCAACUUAACAGGAAGUUAAACAUCACACAUGUUGCUGGUUAUAUCGUAAUAUUUAAAACAGAUGUUACGGCUGGCUGUUGGUUUGGCUAUCAAACUCUUGUAGCGUUAGUGCGGGCCACGAGCUUUGAAUCUUGUGGGGUCGUAUCAAACACAAGUAGCACAGAUACAGAAAGAGAGAAAACGCACAUCGAACCCGCAGGUACAGCUCAGCCCUGCGCUAUCAAACAUCCAAACGAUCUCCCUUUUGCCGUUACGGAUGACAUCAGGCUUGCAACUCCUGACCUGCGACCCAUCCUCCCAAUCGGACCGAGUUCAUCGUCUUUGUCCGUGAUGGGCCCCCUGCUCAGCUGGUGAGACGCGUGGAAACGAUCUGCAGUCUGACCAUGGGAGGAUGUGUGGGGAGAUACUGGGAAGGCUGGGAGGACACACAGAGCCGAGGCUCGUCCAGGAACGGUGGACGAGGAGGACGUAACGAGCCUCUGAAGAAAGAUCGACCCAAGUGGAAGAGCGACUACCCGAUGACGGAGGGCCAGCUACGGAGCAAGCGGGACGAGUUCUGGGACACGGCGCCGGCCUUCGAGGGCCGUAAGGAGAUCUGGGACGCUCUGAAAGCCGCCGCCGUGGCACUGGAGUGCAACGACCACGAGCUGGCCCAGGCUAUAGUGGACGGAGCCAGUAUCACACUGCCACAUGGUACUCUCACAGAGUGUUAUGAUGAACUCGGGAACCGCUACCAGCUGCCCGUCUACUGCCUGGCUCCACCUGUCAACCUCAUCUCAGAACGCAGCGAUGAGGACCCCAGCGACAGCCCCGAGCCCCCCGCAGCACCCAAAAAGGAAUUCCAGCUCAAGGUACGACUGUCCACAGGUAAGGACCUGCGCCUCAGCGCCAGCAUGGCUGACACCAUAGGGCAGCUUAAGAAGCAGCUGCAGGCCCAGGAGGACAUCGACGCCACCCAUCAGCGCUGGUUCUUCUCCGGCAAGUUGCUCACAGACAAGACGCGGCUGCAAGACACUAAGAUCCAGAAGGACUUUGUCAUCCAAGUCAUCGUCAACCCGCAGGCCCUCCGAGCCCCGAAGCCAUCGCCCACCUCAUCUGAAUAGCUAAGAACAAAGAGGACAAGUGGAGAGGUGGUGCAGUGGGUGGCAGACACUAAAGGACCAGAGGUGCCUCCUAAUGCUGGAUUGAAAUAAAACUGUGGAGGUACAAAACUACAUGAGGGAGAAACUCUACAGUGCUGCUUUCUUUCAUCUACCACGUGUUGUAUUUUGUUUUGUUUUUUUUUUUUGGGGGGGGUGGGACGGGGUAUUUUGGGUUGGUCUUAACGUCAAUCCAGUCACCACACUAACUCUGGAGAUCCUCUUCCCCUUGUCUCUCUGAACCAUUUGGAAUGAAAGCAGAACUCGUGCUGAUGAGCAGCCUUUUCAACCGCAGACAGACGCUGCACAUCACGCUGCACAUGCGCUGCCGUUUUUCUCUGCACUGAUGGUAACUAAGUGCCAAUGGAAGAAAUGCAGAAGUGUCUGUGUUGGUUCUAGAGCACAUUUCUACUAGGACUGCACUGCAAUCCUCUACUCCUCCACAGAUACAGGAAGG